AUGGCACUGCAAGUGCAGCUGACGGAGCUCUUUGCGCAGCGCUCCGGAGCGCCGGCGGACGCGGCUGUCGCGUCUCGGUGGGCGGGUCGCAUCCACGACGCCUUCUACGGGGCGAGCGCUCCGUCUCCGCGCGUCUCCAACAGGUUCGUGGAGCUCGAGUCGACGCUGGCGCAGACGUUCGCGGGGCUCAGCGCGGGCAGCGAGAGCGAUUUCUGGGGCUUUGCGGUGCUCGUCGUGCUGCCUGAGGCAGAGGCAGAACAGACGCAGCCGCCGCUCGCAGGUGCCGCCAAUAGCAAGCCAAACGUGAGGAAUGAGAAGGAGAAGAAGAAGCGAUCGCAGCCCAAUGCGCCGCUGGCCUUCAUGGUAGUCAACGCCCUGCGGGUACUCACCACAGGAGACAGUAGUGGCCGCCAGCUGACAGGCUGCCGAGCCCAAGGAGAGCAGAACGAAGCUCUGCGAGACUUUUGCGUGCGAGGUCUGCGAGACGCUGCGUGUGUGGACCAGAAGCUGGUGGUGGAGAUGGUGGAGCUCUUCGCUAUUACGGACAUUGACGCACAAGCAGUUCGCGCGGCAGCCCAGAGCCUUCUCGCUUCGAAGAAAUACACGGCGUUGAUCAAACUCUUGACCAUUUUCAGCUCAGUGGGGUGGUCUUUCGAGUCAACGAUCAAGACGAUGGCCAAGUCGAAGGACUGGUCUCCAGCAGAGCUACUCGCCAAGACUUUUGGAGGACCUGGGCGCAGCAAUGGUUUGGGCUCAGCGUACUGUGUUUAA
Messenger RNA from Phytophthora sojae, 771 nucleotides. RefSeq lists its product as hypothetical. The record is from RefSeq and is a predicted model, not a curated record. NCBI's taxonomy places the organism in Eukaryota, Oomycota, Peronosporomycetes, Peronosporales, Peronosporaceae. The transcript is spliced from 3 exons. The coding region runs from base 1 to 771 and encodes 256 amino acids.